Molecule: messenger RNA, 1848 nt
Organism: Bicyclus anynana (squinting bush brown)
Lineage: Eukaryota; Metazoa; Arthropoda; Insecta; Lepidoptera; Nymphalidae
Gene: ldbr
Product: lariat debranching enzyme
Exons: 5
Coding region: 178-1677 (499 amino acids)
Biological process (GO): mRNA splicing, via spliceosome
Cellular component (GO): nucleus
Molecular function (GO): RNA lariat debranching enzyme activity
Source: RefSeq, a predicted model, not a curated record
CAAAAAGUGGCUUGGUUUGAUGGGAAUUGGGAAUUGUGAUGGAUCCAAACAAUUUUUGGUUAAUAAAGUUAUUCAAAUAUAGUUAGAUCAGUAGUUUGUUACGGUUACGAUUAACCAAUUACCGUGUUAUAUGUACUUAUACUUCGUCCAUUAUCUAGUCAAAUAAAAUAAAAUACGAUGAAAAUAGCUGUGGAGGGUUGUGCCCAUGGAGAACUGGAUAAAAUAUACGAAUGUAUCGAAACUUUACAGGAAAGGGAAUGCAUAAAGAUUGAUUUGUUAAUUUGUUGUGGGGACUUUCAAUCUGUGCGUAAUAAUGAGGAUCUUAGAGCAAUGGCGGUACCAGAGAAGUAUCAACAUAUUUGCACCUUUUACAAGUAUUACAGUGGUGAAAAGUUAGCACCAGUUCUAACCAUUUUCAUUGGCGGGAACCAUGAAGCUUCAAAUUACUUGCAAGAAUUGCCAUAUGGGGGUUGGGUGGCACCAAAUAUUUACUACUUGGGCAGAGCUGGGGUUGUUAAAUUUGGUAAUUUGAGGAUCGGUGGUUUAUCAGGAAUUUUCAAAGGACAUGAUUAUUUACAAGGCCUUUGGGAGUGCUCACCAUAUACACAAAACUCAUUAAGAUCAGUUUAUCACAUAAGAUCACUGGAUGUAUAUAGAUUAAGUCAGCUGCAAGAGAAAAUACAUGUAAUGUUAUCCCAUGACUGGCCCAGAGGUAUAACAAAUUUUGGUGAUAAAGAACACUUGUUGAGAAGAAAACCAUUUCUAAGAGAAGAUGUUGAAAGCGGCAAACUGGGAAGUCCUCCAGGCGAAAAAUUGUUACACACUCUGAAACCACAGUACUGGUUCGCUGCUCAUUUACAUUGUCAAUUUGCUGCCCUGGUUAAACAUGAAAAUGAUGAAGAAACAAAGUUCUUAGCUUUGGACAAAUGUUUGCCAAAGAGGAGACAUCUGCAGAUAUUGGAUAUGCCUUCUGAGUAUGAUGGUGACAAACUUCUGAAAUAUGACACUGAAUGGUUGGCCGUAUUGAGGAAUACAAACCAUCUUUUGUCUGUGAAAAAUAUUGAUUGUCACUUGCCAGGACCAGGUUGUAAUGAAAGGUACGAUUUUACUCCAACUGCACAAGAAAAAGAAAGUGUAGAAAGUUUGAUGCCUAAUUUAGUAAUAGCGAAUGAAUCCUUUAUCAAAACUGCUCCAAUUUAUAAGCCCAGUGCCCCAAAAUGUCCACCUAGGGACCCAAUAAUAAAUCCUCAAACAACACAUCUUUGUGAGAAACUAGGAAUUGAUGACCCUGUUCAAGUUAUUAUGGCAAGAUCUGGUCGUACUAUGAGACAAAGUUGUAUAAAAAAUGACAGUGAGCCUGAAGUUAUUCAAACACCUAUCAAAUGCUCGAAGAUGUCACUUCCAGCUCCAGUUACACCAAGUCAGAAUGAAAGCCAAGAUUUAUCACAGGAUUAUACUAAUUUUACUCCGGAGAACAGUUUUCUGUCAGAUGCCACUAACACCACAUCUGACUGUUUGACACCACCCAGUGCAACUAAAAAGGUUUUUAAAAGGCGUAAUUUAGCAAUAUACAGCCCUGAUCAAGAUGAACAAUAUGAUAUACACAAGAAAACGGACUCUCCUAUAGACGAUAACAGUCCCAAGUCUAGUAAAUGUCAUAGAAGUAAUGAAUUAUAAAUCAAACAAUAAAUAUUUGUAUUGCAUGAUCAAAUGAAGUUUUAGGGUAGAUUAAUUUAGGUCAAUUUGUAAGUAAAUCAUGACAAAAAAAGACUAAAGGUAUUUUAACAUAUUUUUAUAUCAUUAUAAUCUGGUAUUAUUUUUAUCAUGAGAUUGUUCUUUUACAGAUUA